CAAAGAAUUUCCGACAAAGUAACAUCAUGUGGAGUCAGCGGAGUUUUGUGUAUAAAGUUCCGAUACUUUUUGGCAUUUUAUCUCUAUCCUUUGCAGAAUUACCAGAGGGUAUUAAAAAGUGCCACUAUGGUGAUUCUGCGUGUAUUCUUGAGACCGCUUCGACAAUAAUUGCAAAUUAUUCAAAUGGUGUGAAAGAAUUGGGCAUACCGACGAUUGAUCCACUCGUUUAUGAAACAGCUGAUGUGAAGAAAAUCUCAAGUGGAGCAUUGACUGCCCAAUUGUAUUUAAAAAAUCUGAAAGUUUAUGGAUAUUCAACGGCAAAAAUUUACAAAAUUGAGGGCUUCACGGAAAAUCCGACCAAGCUCGAAUUUCACUAUAAAAUACCCAAAAUAACUCUGAGUGCGGAUUAUAAGCUUCGCGGGGAAUUCUUCUCAAUCCCACUAAAUGAACAAGGAAAGAUGAACGAUACAAUUCUCAAUUAUGAUUACUUUUGGAAUGGAACGGUCAAGCUGGUGGAGAGGAACAAUGAGAAGUACAUGAAAUUGGAGAAUUAUAGAACUAAAUUUACAACAUCCAGAAUUUAUUUCAAUUUCGGCAAUCUCUUCAAUGGUGACAAAGUUCUCGGGGAUAGUGCAAAUGAGUUCUUCAAUAAAAACUGGAAAAUUCUCUUUGACACAAUGAAGCCAAUUCUCAACAAAAUAACCGGACAAUUCUUUGGCAACCUUGUGAGUGAACCAUUCUCAAAGAUUCCAUAUAAACAGUUUUUCUUAGAAGAUUAAUUUAUUACCGUGAAAGUAUAAUUGAUGUGGGGAAUAUGAUGAGGUAAGAAUAAAAAUUGAAUAAGUCAUAAAAAA
Messenger RNA from Lutzomyia longipalpis, 854 nucleotides. RefSeq names its product protein takeout-like. NCBI's taxonomy places the organism in Eukaryota, Metazoa, Arthropoda, Insecta, Diptera, Psychodidae. The coding region runs from base 27 to 779 and encodes 250 amino acids. The transcript is spliced from 4 exons. The record is from RefSeq and is a predicted model, not a curated record.